Messenger RNA from Fopius arisanus, 1606 nucleotides. RefSeq names its product muscle M-line assembly protein unc-89-like. The record is from RefSeq and is a predicted model, not a curated record. The transcript has 2 exons. The coding region runs from base 172 to 1479 and encodes 435 amino acids. Lineage: Eukaryota; Metazoa; Arthropoda; Insecta; Hymenoptera; Braconidae.
CAAAAAAACGCGGGAAAUAGUAGUAAAUGAUCUGUCAAAAUCCCAGACAUCCUCGUGCUAACCCCCAAUCUUCAGAGUUUUACCCUAGCCUCUGAUGACUCCUCCAAAAGUAAAAUCAACCCAGCGCUUAUCAUCAAUAAGUUCAGUGUAAAUCCCGAAGCAUUUCCAAAAAUGUCGGACCCUGCAAACCCCUUGACGCAGCCUAAGGUGAGGUUUACCCAGGCUCCCGAGGAUUCCAAAGGCCUCGGACCUUUUCAAGGUCCUAAAAUUCGCGAGGUAGUGAUCUUGAAACACCCUGUGAAAUUAAUUCGCUCCGCCCAGGAAGAAAGCUCACUCUCAGAACCCGAAAAUGUCGUGCCAAAUCUCCGAAACCCACCAAGACCACUACAGCCUGAGGUAAAACCGAAUUCGUCAACCCUCCCAUCAUCCUCAGAGGAUUCCAGAAGACCCAAAAAACCCUCCCACGACUUGGACUAUCUCCAGAAGAAACUGGAAGAGCUCAAAAUGGCAGAUAAACAGAGGAAAAAACCACCUCAACCCACAAAAAAGCCUCCAGACCCAAAAAAAAUAGUCAACUCACCAGUAAGAAUUCCCUCAAAAUCCAUCCUGAAGCCUAAAAAUGCCCCAUCGACGCAGAAUAAGCCAGGAAGACCCUCGGGGAUUGACCGAAAAAUCGAAAACAAGGAGAACGUUAACAAGAAGGUGUUGAAUACAGUUCCAGCAAGAAUUGACGUAAAAAAAUCUAAAACAAUUGAUAAGAAAGAGAAUAAUUAUUCUUCUGUAUCGAAAGGACAUUUGACCAGUGUUAGAAAGCCUAGAGGUGGAGGAUGUCCUCCAAGAGAAGCCACAACUUCUGGAAGAAGGAGUUUGGGCCUGAUGCCAUGCAUGAAGGGGAAGAAAACACCCGAAACGAAGAGAAAUGAAGUCAAAGUCCUGAGGCGAGUGGCCAGACCCAUUCCCCAGGUGUUCGUUGGGCCUGGGGUUUUUAGGGACCGAGGAAAUGGAGAGGAGGGCGAUGAGAAGGUACCGAAGAUUGAUAGUGAACCUGGAGAUCUGCUGCGACGGCCUGAAUAUAACUCUAUCGUCUGCACUAUUAAAAAGUUGGAGGAGGUGAGGAGAAAAAAAGUUGUUGGGAAUUUAGACAAUCUUCCUGGGGGUUACAAGGAUCUCGUCAAUGGAAAGAUAUCGUCAGCGCUCGAUAUUCCCCCGUCCGAAUCAGUUUACCACGACUUGGUGGAUAUCAGUGUUGACGAGAAACAAUUGCCUAUGAGAUUGACAAGGAGCAAGGAUCCAGAGCCACGGCCCAAAGACUUCAUUCCAAAUCUGUCCGAUUUUUUCAUUCCCCAGUAUCCAAAGGAGUAUUCCGAGGCCUUCAGAAUCAGACCCAGAACUUCAGAGAGCAUCGAUGAAUGGAGUGGAUUUAGCGUCAGCGAUAAAAUUAACCAUUGGAAAAUGUCCCUGGACGAGCCGACGAUUUAAAUCAGCUAAAUGUAACGAAAAAUGUGUCCUUUAAAUACAGUAUAUUUUCUACUUUUUUAUAAAUUGUUAACGAAACAAUAUUUUCGGGAAAUGAAAAUUUAAUGCGUAAUUUGUAAUUUCCGAAAAG